Messenger RNA from Rhineura floridana, 2538 nucleotides. RefSeq names its product coagulation factor IX-like. The record is from RefSeq and is a predicted model, not a curated record. Gene Ontology annotation, cellular component: extracellular region. Bases 43 to 1419 code for a protein of 458 amino acids. NCBI's taxonomy places the organism in Eukaryota, Metazoa, Chordata, Lepidosauria, Squamata, Rhineuridae. Gene Ontology annotation, molecular function: serine-type endopeptidase activity; calcium ion binding. The transcript is spliced from 8 exons. Gene Ontology annotation, biological process: blood coagulation; zymogen activation.
UUCACAAUUCAUUGGCAAAGCCGCUGCGCUGCUUUUAAGAAAAUGGCAAACAGCUUCUUUGCGGUCGUCAUUUGUCUCCUGGGAUGGUGUCUCUACGCGAAAUGUGCAGUUUUUAUAAACCAGGAAGAAGCCAGCGCCAUUUUGCACCGACAUAAACGGUACAAUACUGGACGCCUGGAAGAAAUGGUCCGAGGAAACCUGGAGCGUGAAUGCAUCGAAGAAACAUGCAGCUAUGAGGAAGCAAGAGAAGUCUUUGAAAACGAUGAGAAAACGAUGGAAUUCUGGAAGGUAUACCUUGAUGGAGACCAAUGUGAGCCAAACCCUUGUGUGAACGGAGGACGGUGUCAAGAUGAUAUCAGUAACUAUCUAUGUUGGUGCCCAGCCGGGUAUGAAGGAAGGAAUUGUGAAUUAGAUGCUACUUGCUCCACAAAAAAUGGGGGUUGCAAACAGCUUUGUAGGAACAGCCCAGAAGGGAUAGCAAUCUGUUCCUGUGUUCCUGGAUAUAAGCUUAAGGAGGACCGGAGGAGUUGUGAACCGACAGUGCCCUUUCCGUGUGGAAAAAUCACAGCUCCAGAGGCAGUGAAGAAACACACCCGUUCACACAACACGUUUGACAACUGGUUGUCCACCAACACUACUGAUGACCUUGAAGAAGAGUCGGGAGACAAUGCCACUCAGAUUAUUUCCAAGACAGCAAUCAUUACUCGAGUGGUUGGUGGCAUGGACAGCAGGAAAGGGGAAGUUCCUUGGCAGGUUUAUUUGCUCAGCCCCGAGCAGAAAGGAUUCUGUGGAGGCUCGAUUGUCAAUGAAAGAUGGAUCAUCACUGCCGCACAUUGCCUUGAGUUCGUGCCCCACACUGUUGUGGCAGGUGAGCAUAAUGUGGACACUAAGGACGGCACAGAACAAUACCGUCGGGUGGCAAGGGUGAUCCCUCACCCCACAUACAAUGCAACCAACAAGUACCACAAUGACAUUGCCCUUCUUGAACUGGAUUCCCCCCUGGAACUCAACCAUUAUGUCACUCCUAUCUGCAUCGCGGACAAAGAGUUCACAAACAGCCUUCUCAGAAACGGCUUGGGCAGCGUGAGCGGCUGGGGAAAGCUGACGUUCCAGGGGAGAGAGGCUAGCAUUCUCCAGGUUCUGAAAAUCCGGUACGUUGACCGGCCAACCUGUUUGAGGAGCACCAGGUUCACCAUCUUGGCAAACAUGUUCUGUGCUGGCGACCCAAAUGAUGCAAAGGAUACCUGCCAAGGAGACAGCGGAGGCCCUUACGCCACAGACAUUGAAGACACCUGGUUCCUAACUGGGAUAACCAGCUGGGGGGAGCAGUGUGCCCAAAAGGGGAAAUAUGGGGUCUACACCCGAGUUUCAAAAUACACGAAGUGGAUAAGAAACACGACGCGGAUUGUUGUAAAUUAAUCUAGAGGUGGUGAUGGUGGGAGAAAUUCAAUUCAGUUUGCAUUUAAAGGCAAACCUAAUUUGCACUUUCCAAAACAACUCACAAACCAAAACACAGCUAUCCUUCAAAAUUUGCAUUUCUGUGAAUUUUAUAAAGCAGUUCUUCAGCCAAGUCAUUUGUAUAAAAAUGCAUAUGCUAGGGUAAAGGGCUCAUAAAAAUGCAUAUAUUAGUGGAAGCAACAUACAGAAAUACAUUAUAUUAGGGAAAAUUGCUUUGCAAAAAUGUGACAUUAGGCAAAAAUUGCUCCCUGUAUAUUAGGAGCAAUUUGCACUAAAACGUCGAUGAAUUCUCAUGAGGACUUAAAAAAAAUUCACAAGCCAACUUGAAAAUGUGGAAAACUGAUCUUACGACUUGAAAAAUGAGGAACAGAUGUUGACAGAUUCUCCCCUCCAUAGUCGAGGCACAGUCUGUUCCUUCCCCAAGAAGCACAUGAUUGUGAGGAGGAGGGUAUGCAUAUUUUUUUGGAAAUAGUUUCACAUUACAAAAUAGGAAUCGGGAGUUAAUGUAUUCAAAGUACAUGUGCAGGGAUCAAAUCAGCUGUCUCCACUCCCUGAAGGAACUCCACAUGCAUAUCAAUGUUGUUGCAUAGGAUCCUUCUAUCCAGCUUCAGAGGAUGGCUGGCUGGCACACCUUUCAAUCCUUUCAAUAACGGGGUGAGAUAGCUGGUAAGCAAACCCCCCUGCAUGUGCUUUCAAUGCAGGAGGGGGCUUGCGUGAAUGUCCUUUAGAUAGCUUUUAGAAAAGAGUUUACAAAAGAAUUGCUACCUGGAAAGGUAAAGAAAAUGAGAGGUAGUACAGACCAAUGGACAGAGUGCCUGGCUUGGAUCGCUGAGACCAAUAUUAAGUAUUGUAGCUGUGAGGCUUUCAAACAAAUCAUAUCACCUUCAGCUUCUUACCUGUGUUGUUUAAGUAUCGGCCUUACAGGAUUGUUGUGAGGAUUAUAAAAGAAAAAUUAGCACCACAGCUGCAUUAAAAUGCAAUCAAUACUCAGCGUAUGAUUUAUGUGAAACUGCAAAUAAAAUGGAACAUUAAAAAACCCUUUGUUGUUCUCAAUUUGCACGGUGUAAAAUUCCAAACAAA